AUGGCGCAACUUCUUAGCUGCGGAGCAGAUGCAAGUGUCACCAAUGCUGCAGGUGAGAACGCCCUGCACUUUCUGGGUAGUCUCGACGAGCAAGACGUUUACUCUGCAGCUCAUAUGCUGCUCGCUUCCGGGGCCGCUCCGGACGUAGAUGCCACAGCCUACACAGGAAACACACUCUUGCAGACGCGACCAACAGGUGGCGGGUGCCCCAAACUUCGAGCGGUUCUCUCAGACAAUCCACACGUCUUGCGAGUUUUAUUGGAGCUUCGCAAGCCUAAAACGCUGUCCUCUGGGAUUAUGGACAUGGGCUGUAACGGUGCUAGGAAUGCGCUCUUCUUUGCCAUUCGAGAAGGAAGGAGGGACGCUGUUCGCAUACUCGCAAUGUUCGAAACGUCUCGAGGUAAAUCACUAUUCGUGGAUUCACCAACCCUAUCGAAGAAACUAGAUGAAAGAGGACAACAAAUUAGAAACAUCCCUGCCAGGUACAGACUGGGCAAGAGAUUUCGAUUUCGAGAGAAUCCCCGACAUCUGUCUUCGAUCUCAUGUACGCCUCGAUCUUUCCUAACAACUUCUUCUGGGGAUUCAUAUGACAGCGAGAGCGACCAGGCAUAUGAUAAUAUCCCUGAACCAGUGCUAUCCAAGAAACAGCAACGGCGCAGAAUGAUUCACCGCCUCCGUGAUAUGCGGACUCCUCCGCCAAGCCCAUAUGGAUCAGAUAGCACAGAUUUUAGCUCUAGUGAUGAAGGCCCUGAGAAUAGCGAUACUGAAGAUAAUGGUGACAUACGCACUUCGACGGCGUGGACGGCGUGGAACGAUGCUCGCAAGGAAGAUGAGUGGAAGAAUCCCAGACCGGCUUUACCCGUGACAGUUGAUGGACCAACCGACCAUUACUAUCUAGGCGGCUAUGUGGAUGCGAUAUUGCUGUCCGUGUAUUACGGGAAACGGGCCAUAUUUUAUGACCUAAUUUCCGGGCCUGGAAGCAACACCAUGCGGACAGAAUCACCUUUUCUUUGCUACGCUUAUCACGAUUGGCGUGCCGUUUUCGAUUUAAAAUGUCGCAAUGAUUUUCGGGGGUAUUUUCCUCGGACAGCGUGGGAUUGCCCAGUUGUGGAUGUCAGAGGAGACCAAGAAAAGUUUGUCGAGUUCGACGGAAGAUUAUGCUACCCGUUGGCGUACAUGACGGCUAUCGCGAGAUCCGUGCAUCGCGACAUUUGCCUAGCUCACAUACUCCUCAUGGUCAUGAAGCAGGGCGAUAUACCGGAGCCUGUCGGCUGGACGGCGAAGAGUUGGUUUGAGGACAAAUGUCUUUCCCUGGACUCCUGCUCUGGCCAGUCGACUCCGCUCUUCCAUGCAGCCGCUCAUGGGUGGGAUGAGCUAUCUGUUCUUCUCUUGGACCACGGGGCAUUCCCGCAGAGCGCCUGCUUCUAUAACAGCUCCGGUAAGAUUAGGGCUAGUACCGUGCUUGCCCGACUAAUUGUUACCACAAAGAACGACGAAGGGAAAGUACAGAACCUUCUUGCUACCGCGGCGAGCCAAAGCACGGAGGUGAUAAUCACUGUACAGGAUGUUAAUGUCAUAAUUGGGCAGAACCUACAUGCAGGGGAGGAUAUCGUGUGGAAUCACGGCGUUCUAAGUUGGAAGUGCUCUUCCUUCUCGAAUGAAAAUAGUGAUGUGCGGCUCUGGCAAGCCGUCGCGGCUGCUAAUUCAUCGCAGAGGCAGAAGCUCCAGGACAUGAAGGCAGCGUCCUCCGCUCUACUGAUGGAGGCUGCUUGCCGCCGGCAUCUCUACGCAGUAGCUACCUUGCUGGAGAUUGGGACGAUGUACAUAAGGUCGACCGAUUGCGACGACAGCGGGCGCGCGCUCAAAGAGCGGGAUGUGAAGAUAUCAGCGCUGCUUCGAUCCUGGGGAGGUGUCCGAGGAGUUGAAUACACAGUUGAAUAUCAGCUACUCAUGAACAUUGUGCAUACAUUGAUCAUUCCGAUCGCUGGGACUGGUCUUCUAGUCUACACAUUAUACCCAAUUGCGCCAUUUAUUCCCGUCAGUUGGCGUCAAUCUUGGCGCCUAACAAAGCAAUGCACUACCGACGACGACUCAAGCGAGGUCUUGGAAACCAUCGUGUUCUUCACAGGCAAGCUCAUGGCCAUUUUUUGGGAGCUUGGCAUUGCCAUACCGGUUGCAUGUUAUAUUUUUAUGAACCCGCAAGCCCAUCGCCACGAGAAGGAAAUAAACAUCGCAGGAUACAUCAUGGCGCUCAUGAUCGCCGUGGGCAUUGGAGCGUUUUUCACCACAUCGCCUUGCCUCACCGGGAAGACAGAAACGCAUGCCAGAGAUGCAUUCUACUUUGGCUUGCUCUUCGAUGGAGUGUUAGGUUUAUUAAUCACCGUGGUAAUCAUAUCUGUUUGCUUUGUGGUUCAAGUCUUAUCUGGCUUCUGGCUCCUCCGCCCCCUCAAGUUGUUGGGGGCUAGCCUCCAAGGUGGCUGUCCUCCAACCAUAGUUUGGAGAGCGACAUAUUCUUCACUCUGGAAUCCGGCGACUGGAAUAAUGAAUACGCUCAUAAACUUUGUGGUGAAGUGGGAUCGACCCUGGGAGAUCGGCUCAUUCCACUUGAGCUGGAGAAGCAGAAUACAGCUUCAACUCAACAAUGACCUUGAGAAUUAUGUUGAGUCAAAUUCUCAAAUUUGGCCUGACGAGAUCGUAGAGAGUCACGGGAAUCAGGCACACCGUCCCCCGCAACGAUGCUACCUGCUACGGUCGUUUGGAUUGCUUGCGAGAAAGGUGCUAGGACAUAACUGUUCUGGUUUAUCUUCCGAUGGAUAUGACUGGACGACAAGUAAUGUUGAUUUCAUGAACAAUCAUUGCGGAGAGAGCGAUUUACAGUUGGACAGGUUGGAGGAGUAG
Messenger RNA from Fusarium oxysporum Fo47, 2898 nucleotides. RefSeq lists its product as uncharacterized. Lineage: Eukaryota; Fungi; Ascomycota; Sordariomycetes; Hypocreales; Nectriaceae. The record is from RefSeq and is a predicted model, not a curated record. Bases 1 to 2898 code for a protein of 965 amino acids. The transcript has 4 exons.